Messenger RNA from Penicillium macrosclerotiorum, 441 nucleotides. Its product is annotated as putative NADH-ubiquinone oxidoreductase subunit GRIM-19. NCBI's taxonomy places the organism in Eukaryota, Fungi, Ascomycota, Eurotiomycetes, Eurotiales, Aspergillaceae. The transcript is spliced from 4 exons. The coding region runs from base 1 to 441 and encodes 146 amino acids. The record is from RefSeq and is a predicted model, not a curated record.
AUGCCUCAGGAUAUGCCCCCCGUGGGGGGUUAUGCCCAGGUGCAAUAUAAGCGCAAUGUCCCCGCCCGUGGCUUCAAACCCUUUUACUACAUGGCCGGCAUGCACUUGAUCAUGGCUUAUGGAUUCUACCGAUACUUCCAGGGUGUCCGCGAGCAACGGUAUGUCCCGCGCACUGGCAAGUGCCUUUCCGUUCGGCCCCGAAUACUGCAAUUGGAAACCGAGAUUCGGACGGAGCACCGUGAACUUGCCCGUGAGAAGAUGUGGGGUCGUCUUUACCUCGCCCCUCUCCUCCAGGCAGAGGAAGACCGCGACCAGGUCCGUCGGUACUACGCUGAUAAGGCGCGUGAGAAGGAGCUCCUCGGUACCGAGAGCAAGAUUUACAACUCGGAUCGUUUCGUCCGCCCUACUUUCGUCUAUACCCCGUCCAAGAUCACCCAAUAG